AUGUUUUUAUUUUCAGUAAUUUUUAAACUUUACUUUUUUAUUAUUGCUAUUAAUGCAAAUAGUAGCAUAAUUAAAAAAAGAUUUGAAGUAAAAACAAAUUCAAAAAGAUCAAUUCAAGAAAAAAAAUAUUUUGAAAAUAAUUUUUCAGAAAGAAAUAAUUUAGUUGAUAGUAUUAGAGAAAAAAGAAAAAUAAGAAUAAACCUAUAUAACUGGACUUUACCAAUAUCUUAUCAUGUUAAAUUUCCUUUAAAUUUUGGCCUUAUAUCUAGCGCUUUACGUAUACUUGAAAAAAAUACCUGUCUUAGAUUUCAAGGUCGAAAAUAUUUUAUUCCUAAUCAAUCAGGAAUUUGCUAUGCUUUUUCAUCGGAAUGCUCAAGUUUUGUAGGAAAAGAGCAUAAAAACAAUUGGCAAUUUAUAAAAAUUUCAAAACCAUGUUAUAAUAUUGGUGGUAUUUUACAUGAAACAUUGCAUGCAUUAGGAUUAUUUCACGAACAAUGUAGGCCUGACAGAAAUAGUUAUGUAGAAGUAAAUGAAAAUGAACUUGGCGAAAAUUAUAAAGGUAAUUGUGAUAAAGUUUAUAGUUAUGAACUUUUUGAUUAUAUCUUACCUUAUGAUUAUGGAUCAAUAAUGCAUUAUGGCGUAUUUAGUUUUAGUAAAAGUGGACAAAAAACAUUGAUUCCAAAAUUUCCAUUUUAUGAAAACACUAUAGGGCAUUUAGAAAGACUAUCUUUUAAUGACAUUAAAGUUUUAAAUUUACAUUAUUGUUCUGAUAAAUGCAUGAAUUAUAUAUAUUGCAAAAAUGAUGGAUAUCAAAAUCCUAAUAAUUGUAAUGUUUGCAAAUGUAUUGAAGGAUUUAGUGGUGUUCAUUGUGAAAAAUAUGCAAGACCAUUAAGAAAUUGUCAGCAAACAGAAAUUGCAGUUACAAAAAAUAGUAAAUAUUUAAGAAUAUAUGGAAAAAAAUAUUGUAUUUAUCAUUUAAAAUCAAGCCAAACUAAAAGAAUUUUAAUUAAAAUUUCUAAAAUUAGAAUGAAUUACCCAAUUUUUUAUACUUGUAAAUUUGCCAAUACAUUUGAAGUAAAAUAUUUUAUUGAUAAAUCUACAACAGGCGCAAGAUUUUGCGGUAACAUCAAUCGAAAAUAUAUUCUAUCACAUAAUAACUAUAUUAUUCUAUAUUAUAGAAGUUUAAAUCAUGAAAGUUUUGUUAAUAUUUAUUUUAAAGAAAUAAAUUAA
Messenger RNA from Strongyloides ratti, 1230 nucleotides. Its product is annotated as Astacin-like metalloendopeptidase. Gene Ontology annotation, biological process: proteolysis. Lineage: Eukaryota; Metazoa; Nematoda; Chromadorea; Rhabditida; Strongyloididae. The transcript is spliced from 2 exons. The record is from RefSeq and is a predicted model, not a curated record. Gene Ontology annotation, molecular function: metalloendopeptidase activity; zinc ion binding. Bases 1 to 1230 code for a protein of 409 amino acids.